Molecule: messenger RNA, 354 nt
Organism: Hydatigera taeniaeformis
Lineage: Eukaryota; Metazoa; Platyhelminthes; Cestoda; Cyclophyllidea; Taeniidae
Source: the annotation of a GenBank genome assembly
AUGAUGAACGAGUGGAUGAACAUCGGAGACCCCAACGUGCAGCAAAGGGCUCAAUUGUACCAGAUUUCUUGUUGCUGUCAAGUACUGGGUUCCACCUCUCUCUUCGUCAACUACUUUCCCAACACCGAUCGUGACAGCCUCGCUCCACCCAUCUCUGCCGUCUCCAUAAUGGUUCAACGCAAGACCAUUCUACAAGGCGUCCUCGUUUACCUCAUCAGCAAGGGCUGGAAACGCAUUGCCACCUUCUACGAUAUCUACACCACCAUUCCUGACAUCCCGGAGACGCUCAACUCAAUCUUAUCCACACUUCACCUCUCUCAAAACAGCUAUAGCGCGCUUCGACUCUUAACCAGU